This is a messenger RNA of Salarias fasciatus (jewelled blenny), 3830 nucleotides long. RefSeq names its product DEAH (Asp-Glu-Ala-His) box polypeptide 8 (gene dhx8). Gene Ontology annotation, cellular component: catalytic step 2 spliceosome; intracellular anatomical structure. The coding region runs from base 53 to 3673 and encodes 1206 amino acids. The transcript has 23 exons. The record is from RefSeq and is a predicted model, not a curated record. NCBI's taxonomy places the organism in Eukaryota, Metazoa, Chordata, Actinopteri, Blenniiformes, Blenniidae. Gene Ontology annotation, biological process: spliceosomal complex disassembly; mRNA splicing, via spliceosome. Gene Ontology annotation, molecular function: ATP binding; RNA binding; RNA helicase activity.
CCCAAAACCAACAUGUCUGCCGGCGUCAACGUCCAGUGAACAAAACAAGACGAUGGCAGACGGCGGAGUGGACGAGCUCUCCCAGCUCGAGUAUCUGUCCCUGGUGUCAAAGGUCUGCACCGAGCUGGACAACCACCUGGGCAUCAGCGACAAGGAUUUAGCGGAGUUCGUUAUCAGUCUCGCUGAGAAGCAGCCGAGCUUCGACGGGUUCAAGUCGCUGCUGGUGCAGAAUGGAGCCGAGUUCACCGACUCCCUGAUCAGCAACCUGCUCAGGCUCAUCCAGACCAUGAGACCCCCGUCCAAAGCCUCCAGCAGUAAAGCCCCUGAAGCUUCCACCAAGCCCAAGACGGAGAAGGACCGGCUGAAGGAGCUGUUUCCUGCCCUGUGCAGGGCCAACGACCCCGAGCCGAAGAAGCUGCUGGAUGAGGACGAUGUGAAGGUGGCGGCUGACGCCAUGAAGGAGCUGGAGAUGUUCCUGCCCAGCGUCAGCAGCAGCGAGUCCAAACCCAGCCGGAGCCGAUCAGACAGGACCAGACACCGCAGCCGGAGUCGCAGCAGGAGCAGGGACCGACACAGAGACCGGGACCGGGACCGGAAGAGACGGCACCGGUCCAGAUCACGGUCCAGGUCCAGGUCCCGCUCCAGAGACCGCGAUCGGCACAGAGAACGAGGCAAGCGGCGGGAGAAGAGCAGCCGCUGGUCCGACCGAACGCCGAGUCCCCGGAAGGAGCAGGACCGGGACUCGGACCGCUGGAAGGACAAACACGUGGACCGGCCGCCGCCCGAGGAGCCGUCGGUCGGGGACAUCUACAACGGGAAGGUGACCAGCAUCAUGCAGUUCGGCUGCUUCGUCCAGCUGGAGGGACUCAGGAAGCGGUGGGAGGGGCUAGUGCACAUCUCGGAGCUGCGCCGAGAAGGCCGAGUGGCCAACGUGGCCGACGUCGUCAGCAAGGGUCAGAGGGUGAAGGUCAAAGUGCUGUCCUUCACCGGGUCGAAGACCAGCCUCAGCAUGAAGGACGUGGACCAAGAGACGGGAGAGGACCUGAAUCCCAACCGGAGGAGGAACGUGGGCCCGGACGGAGGAGAGGAGGUCGCCAUGAGGAACCCGGACCGGCCCAGCAACCUGAACCUGGGCCACGCCCCCGAGCUGGAGCAGGACGACACGCUGGAGCGCAAGAGGCUCACCAAGAUCUCCGACCCGGAGAAGUGGGAGAUCAAACAGAUGAUCGCCGCCAAUGUUCUGUCCAAAGAAGAGUUCCCAGAUUUCGACGACGAGACGGGAAUUCUUCCCAAAGUGGACGAUGAAGAAGAUGAAGACCUGGAGAUCGAGCUGGUGGAGGAGGAGCCGCCGUUCCUGAGAGGACACACCAAGCAGAGCAUGGACAUGAGCCCCGUGAAGAUCGUCAAGAACCCGGACGGCUCGCUGUCGCAGGCCGCCAUGAUGCAGAGCGCGCUGGCGAAGGAGCGGCGCGAGCUGAAGCAGGCGGCGCGCGAGGCGGAGAUGGACUCCAUCCCCAUGGGGCUCAACAAGCACUGGGUGGACCCGCUGCCGGACGCCGACGGGAGGCAGAUCGCCGCCAACAUGCGCGGCAUCGGCAUGAUGCCCAACGACAUCCCCGAGUGGAAGAAGCACGCCUUCGGCGGGAACAAGGCGUCGUACGGCAAGAAGACGCAGCUGUCCAUCCUGGAGCAGAGGGAGAGUCUGCCCAUCUACAAGCUGAAGGAGCAGCUCAUCCAGGCCGUCCACGACAACCAGAUCCUGAUCGUCAUCGGGGAGACGGGCUCCGGGAAAACCACCCAGAUCACCCAGUACCUGGCCGAGGCCGGCUACACCACCCGGGGCAAGAUCGGCUGCACCCAGCCGCGCCGCGUCGCCGCCAUGUCCGUGGCCAAGCGGGUGUCGGAGGAGUACGGCUGCUGCCUGGGUCAAGAGGUGGGCUACACCAUCCGGUUCGAGGACUGCACCAGUCCAGAGACGGUCAUCAAGUACAUGACGGACGGGAUGCUGCUGCGGGAGUGCCUGAUCGACUCGGAGCUGGGCCAGUACGCCAUCAUCAUGCUGGACGAGGCGCACGAGAGAACCAUCCACACCGACGUGCUGUUCGGCCUGCUCAAGAAGACCGUCCAGAAGCGCACGGACAUGAAGCUGAUCGUCACCUCGGCCACGCUGGACGCCGUCAAGUUCUCGCAGUACUUCUACGAGGCGCCCAUCUUCACCAUCCCGGGCCGGACCUACCCGGUGGAGGUCCUCUACACCAAGGAGCCCGAGACGGACUACCUGGACGCCAGCCUCAUCACCGUCAUGCAGAUCCACCUGACGGAGCCUCCCGGCGACAUCCUGGUGUUCCUGACGGGCCAGGAGGAGAUCGACACGGCGUGCGAGAUCCUGUACGAGCGGAUGAAGUCGCUGGGCCCCGACGUGCCGGAGCUCAUCAUCCUGCCGGUCUACUCGGCGCUGCCCAGCGAGAUGCAGACCCGGAUCUUCGACCCGGCUCCUCCGGGCAGCAGGAAGGUCGUCAUCGCCACCAACAUCGCGGAGACGUCCCUGACCAUCGACGGGAUCUACUACGUGGUGGACCCGGGCUUCGUCAAGCAGAAGGUCUACAACUCCAAGACCGGCAUCGACCAGCUGGUGGUGACCCCCAUCUCUCAGGCCCAGGCCAAGCAGAGGGCGGGCCGAGCCGGCAGGACCGGCCCCGGGAAGUGUUACCGUCUGUACACCGAGCGGGCGUACCGCGACGAGAUGCUCACCACCAACGUGCCCGAGAUCCAGAGGACCAACCUGGCCAGCACCGUGCUGUCCCUGAAGGCGAUGGGCAUCAACGACCUGCUGUCCUUCGACUUCAUGGACGCCCCGCCCAUGGAGACGCUGAUCACCGCCAUGGAGCAGCUGUACACCCUGGGGGCGCUGGACGACGAGGGCCUGCUGACCCGGCUGGGCCGGAGGAUGGCCGAGUUCCCCCUGGAGCCCAUGCUGUGCAAGAUGCUGAUCAUGUCGGUGCACCUGGGCUGCAGCGAGGAGAUGCUGACCAUCGUGUCCAUGCUGUCGGUGCAGAACGUCUUCUACCGGCCCAAGGACAAGCAGGCGCUGGCAGACCAGAAGAAGGCCAAGUUCCACCAGCCGGAGGGCGACCACCUGACGCUGCUGGCCGUCUACAACUCCUGGAAGAACAACAAGUUCUCCAACCCCUGGUGCUACGAGAACUUCAUCCAGGCGCGCUCGCUGCGCCGCGCGCAGGACAUCCGCAAGCAGAUGCUGGGCAUCAUGGACCGGCACAAGCUGGACGUGGUGUCCUGCGGUAAAGCCACGGUCCGGGUCCAGAAGGCCAUCUGCAGCGGCUUCUUCAGGAACGCGGCCAAGAAGGACCCUCAGGAGGGCUACAGGACCCUGAUCGACCAGCAGGUGGUGUACAUCCACCCGUCCAGCGCCCUCUUCAACCGCCAGCCCGAGUGGGUGGUGUACCACGAGCUGGUCCUCACCACGAAGGAGUACAUGAGGGAGGUGACGACCAUCGACCCCCGCUGGCUGGUGGAGUUCGCUCCGGCCUUCUUCAAGGUGUCGGAUCCGACUCGCCUCAGCAAGCAGAAGAAGCAGCAGCGCCUGGAGCCGCUGUACAACCGCUACGAGGAGCCCAACGCCUGGAGGAUCUCCCGGGCCUUCAGGCGCCGCUGAGCCCGGGGCCGGGGCCCGAUCCGGGCCGGGUCCGGGCGUCGAGGAGGGUCCAGGUCUACAGAACUGAAAAGGUUUUAUUGAGAGUUACUUUCAUAGGUUUUGUACAAUAACAAACGUUCAGUGUAAGAAUGGAAAUGUCAAUAAAUGGGAUCUUUUA